GCUUUUCGACCCGACGGCGGCCUGUACUUUGUGUGCUGUAGUCUGUCGCCCCGGAUAGAUGCAGCUCGCUACCUGUGAGAUCCAUUGCACCCUCGGAGGCUGAGAGUUCUGGUUCUGCAUUUUGUGAGCUUAACCAUGGCCGCGAGCCGGCCGUCGUCCGCCUGGACGAUGUUGUUUUCGUUGGUCAUCCUGAUAGGAUGUCUCGUUGUCCCCGGAGUCGCCGUGAAGCAUGAGAAUUUCAAGAAAUGCUCGCAGUCCGGGUUCUGUAAGCGAAACCGAGCGUUGGCUGACGAUGCCUCCGCUAAGGGCUCGUCGUGGAGCUCUCCGUACGAACUCAACCCUUCAUCGAUUCAUUUUCAAGAUGGCCAAUUGCAAGGAACAAUUCUGAAAUCCAUUUCCUCGACACAGAAAGUUGAACUUCCUCUGGUGGUAUCCUUUCUGGAAUCGGGUGCCGCUCGUGUCGUGAUCGACGAAGAAAAACGAUUGAAAGGCGAUAUCGAGGUUCGCCAUAACAGCAAAGCGCGGAAGGAACGGUAUAAUGAAGCAGAGAAAUGGGUCUUGGUCGGUGGUCUUGAAUUGAGCAAAUCUGCCGCUUUGAACCCUGAAGCCGAGGCCGGAAUCUCCAAGGUCUCGUAUGGACCCGACAAUAGGUUCCAGGCCAUCAUUCGGCAUGCUCCGUUCAAUGUGGAAUUUCAGCGUGACGGCGAGACCCACGUCCAGUUUAACAACAAGGGCUACAUGAACCUGGAACACUGGCGACCGAAGGUGGAUGCUCCGGAGGGUGAAGGGGAGCAGGAGGCCGUCGAAUCGCAGGAAGAUGAGAGCACUUGGUGGGAGGAGACCUUUGGUGGAAACACCGACUCCAAACCUAGAGGCCCGGAGAGUGUCGGCUUGGACAUCUCGUUCCCCGGCUACAGCCACGUAUUCGGUAUCCCGGAACAUGCUGACUCGCUCUCCUUGAGAGAAACAAGAGGAGGUUCCGGCAACCAUGAAGAGCCCUACCGCAUGUACAACUCAGAUGUCUUUGAGUAUGAGCUCAACAGCCCUAUGACCCUGUAUGGGGCCAUUCCAUUCAUGCAGGCACAUAGAAAGGAUUCUACGGUGGGUGUCUUCUGGUUGAACGCCGCCGAGACCUGGGUAGACAUUAUUAAGUCUCAUUCUUCCGUCAACCCCCUGGCUUUAGGGGUCGGGUCCAAGACGGAUACUCAAAGUCACUGGUUCUCGGAGGCUGGGCGAAUUGAUGUAUUUGUGUUCCUGGGCCCCACGCCGCAAGACCUCACCAAAACCUAUGGGGAGCUCACCGGCUACACUCAGUUGCCUCAGCACUUCGCUAUCGCGUACCACCAGUGUCGCUGGAAUUAUAUCACCGACGAAGACGUCAAAGAGGUCGACCGCAACUUUGACAAGUACCAGAUCCCUUACGACGUCAUCUGGCUUGACCUUGAGUACACCGAUGACCGGAAGUAUUUCACGUGGGACCCCCUUACCUUCCCCAACCCAAUUGGUAUGGAAGAGCAACUUGAUGACUCUGAGCGUAAGCUCGUGGUUCUCAUUGACCCCCACAUUAAGAACAAGAACCAGUACACCAUCUCGGAAGAGCUGAGGAGCAAGGGCUUGGCCACUCAGAACAAGGAUGGCGAAAUCUAUGAUGGUUGGUGCUGGCCUGGAUCAUCCCACUGGGUUGAUUGCUUUAACCCCGAGGCCCGCAAGUGGUGGACAUCACUGUUCAAGUACGACAAAUUUAAGGGCACACUUGGCAACGUCUUCAUCUGGAAUGAUAUGAACGAACCCUCGGUUUUCAACGGGCCCGAAACCACCAUGCCCAAAGACAACCUGCACUACGGUGACUGGGAACACCGUGACAUCCAUAAUGUCAACGGUAUCACCUUGGUGAAUGCAACUUACGAUGCCUUGCUGGAGCGCAAGAAGGGUGAGGUUCGUCGACCUUUCAUUCUCACCCGGUCUUAUUACUCUGGCGCUCAGCGCAUGUCCGCCAUGUGGACGGGUGAUAACCAAGCUACUUGGGAGCACCUGGCCAUCUCUCUUCCGAUGGUCCUGAACAAUGGCAUUUCCGGCUUCCCUUUUGCCGGUGCCGACGUUGGUGGCUUCUUCCACAAUCCGAGCAAGGAGCUUCUCACGCGGUGGUACCAGACAGGUAUCUGGUAUCCUUUCUUCCGUGCCCACGCGCACAUUGAUACCCGCAGGCGCGAGCCGUACUUGAUCGCCGAACCCGAACGGUCUAUCAUUGCCCAGGCAAUCCGCCUGAGAUACAGCCUUCUGCCAGCCUGGUACACUGCCUUCCAUGAAGCGUCGGUGAAUGGAACGCCCAUUGUGAGACCUCAAUACUACGUUCACCCUUCGGACGAGGCUGGGUUCGCCAUCGACGAUCAGCUCUACCUUGCCGCCACUGGCCUUCUCACCAAGCCCGUCGUUUCCGAAGGGACCGACUCGGUGGACAUAUACAUUGCUGACGACGAGAAAUACUAUGACUACUACGACUACACUGUUUAUCAGGGCGCUGGAAAGACUCAUCGGGUGCCCGCUCCUCUCGAGCGAGUUCCAUUGCUCAUGCAGGGUGGCCACAUCAUUCCCCGCAAGGAUCGCCCCCGUCGCAGCAGCGGAUUGAUGAGAUGGGAUCCGUACACCCUUGUCAUCACGCUCGACAAGAACGGCGAGGCCGAGGGAACGCUAUACGUGGAUGAUGGGGAGACCUUCGAAUAUGAACGUGGAGCCUACAUCCAUCGCCGCAUUCAAUUCCGUGACUCCACGUUGUCAUCCGAGGACCUUGGGACCAAGGGCGCAAAGACGGCCGAAUACCUGAAGGCCAUGUCGGAUGUUCGGGUGGAAAGGGUGAUCGUCAUUGAUCCCCCCAAGCAAUGGCAAGAGAAGACCAGCGUGACUGUGAUUGAGGAGGGAUCCAACGCCGCAUCCACCGCGGCGGUGGAAUAUCACGCGCAGUCCGCCGGGAAGGCCGCGUAUGCCUUGGUGAAGAACCCCAAGGUUAGCAUUGGCAAGGCCUGGAAGAUCGAGUUCUGAGCGGCAGUAGUGCCGCCGACGAAGGCGCGUAUACAUAGGACGACUCUAUAGCACAUUGGAAUUAGAUUCCCCAGGACGGGUCGCAUCGUGUC
Messenger RNA from Aspergillus steynii IBT 23096, 3128 nucleotides. Its product is annotated as glucan 1,3-alpha-glucosidase ROT2. The record is from RefSeq and is a predicted model, not a curated record. NCBI's taxonomy places the organism in Eukaryota, Fungi, Ascomycota, Eurotiomycetes, Eurotiales, Aspergillaceae. Gene Ontology annotation, cellular component: glucosidase II complex. Gene Ontology annotation, molecular function: alpha-glucosidase activity; carbohydrate binding. Gene Ontology annotation, biological process: carbohydrate metabolic process; N-glycan processing. The coding region runs from base 136 to 3036 and encodes 966 amino acids. The transcript has 3 exons.